GUACCUGGGUCGUAUAUGGAAUUGUUCAAAGACAUAAGAUACAGAAGAUAUAGAAGAUACACAGGAUACACAGGAUAUUACAAAAACCAUCAUCAAUAAACGCGAGGCUACCACAGACUCGCAGAGCCACCCGCGAUGGAUCCUUUCUUACCAAACCAAGAACCCGACGAGGGUUAUUCCGAGCAUCCCCUUAAUCCCUCCGAUUCAGGUAGCCACGCCAACAAUGCGUCGCUGACGGCAAUACGACCAGCUGCCGACAUACCGGCAUGGCUGUCGGCUCAAUUACCCACACUGUCCGUACAGCAGAAGACUCGUCUCGCGAUGCUAAUACUAAACGAAUUGCCUACUACCGUGAUCGCCGAUAUCGUCAUGAACGGACUAAAUCCUCGCCUCUACAUUAACUUCGUCGAACGUCUACCACCGGAGAUAUGUCUCAAGAUUCUAGGCUAUCUAGACCCCGUUUCCCUGAUCCAUGUUGCGAUGUGUUGCCGAGGAUGGUAUAAUUUGGCUUUAGACCGCAAACUUUGGGAGCGACUAUUCUAUUUGGAAGGGUGGAAGGCCAUACCAUCCGAGAUUACGGCUGCGGAGCAGAGGAUGAACGAAACUCAAGUCCCAUCUCAGAAGAUAGAAUCGUUCGAAGACGGCCAUGCGAAUAAAAAGCGAGCUGUCUCGGAACCGACGACCCAGGACGAAGAUUAUGAUAUGGUCGACGCCGAUGCGGCCGUGGCGCAAGAGUCCAUGACUGAACAGUACAAUAAUCUAUCCCAUGUUCCUCGGCCUGGGGAGAGUGGCUCUUCUGUUCAGAGUAACACGAGCGUUAUCCAGCAUAUGGGUAACCUGAUGAUGAAGUCGCCCAGCCCUAUGCAAGACCAAAGAGGGCAAUCCGCUGCCCGAAUAUCCAAAGGCAAAGGCAAAGCAACCAUCGAGUCGCUUAUCGAACCUACUACGAGCUUACCAAGCUUACCAAAAUCUGCACUUUGGAUAUAUGAUUCAAUCGAUCGCAGAUACAAGAUUAAUUGGAAGUACUUAUAUACGGUGAGACGAAGGCUAGAACGCAAUUGGGACCGUGGUCGGUACACGAACUUCCAGUUACCUCAUCCGGACCAUCUAGACGAAGGACACAACGAAUGCAUUUACAGCAUCCAAUAUAACCCGGACUAUCUUGUCAGUGGUAGCCGAGACCGUACACUGCGAAUAUGGAACUUACGUACCCGACGUCUUGUACGACCGCCUCUUAGGGGUCAUCAAGGAUCGGUUCUCUGUUUACAAUUCGACUCAGAUCCCGAGGAGGACCUUAUUGUCUCUGGCAGCAGUGACUCGGACGUAAUUUUGUGGAAAUUUUCCACUGGUGAGAUUAUCCAGCGACUGAAGAAGGCUCAUAGGGAGUCUGUUCUCAAUGUCAAGUUUGACAAGCGGAUCCUUGUGACAUGCUCUAAGGACAAGACAAUCAAGAUUUUCAAUCGAGUUCCUUUACGACCCGGCGACUUGGGAUAUGGCGGAUCGCAAGGUGUUAGUCCCGUACCGAUAAACCUGAGGAACUUUGGUUUCGAUGACUCGCCUAUGAAUCAGGCUGCUAUCAAACCACCGUACACGAUGAUCGGAUGCCUUGAGGGACACGGUGCAGCCGUAAACGCUGUCCAGAUUUGUGACCGCGAGAUUGUCUCAGCAAGUGGCGACAGACACAUUAAAGUAUGGGACUGGCCGAAUCAGACAUGUCAGAGGACCUUCCUUGGCCAUAAUAAGGGUAUUGCCUGUGUCCAGUAUGACGGUCGACGCAUCGUGAGCGGAAGUAGCGAUAAUGAAGUAAAGGUUUUUGACCGAGAAACGGGCCUCGAAGUUGCUAGUCUCCGGGCACAUGGUAACCUCGUCCGUACGGUGCAAGCUGGGUUUGGUGAUCUUCCUUAUAGCAUUGAGCAGGACCGGUUGGAAGCGAAGGCUGUCGAUCAGGCAUAUUUUAAGGCUUUAAACGCUGGUAACCUCGAUCAGGAGGCCCAGUCGUUGAGGCGUCGACCACAUAACGCGGGUAGUCGCCGGCCUGAGGAUAUCACUGCAUACGGAGCCACACUUCCUCCCGGCGGUGGUGGCGGUCCUUACGGGAGAAUUGUUUCCGGUUCUUAUGACCAAAGCAUUAUAAUCUGGCGGAGAGAUAGAGAGGGUGUCUGGAAGAGUGCACACACACUUCGCCAGGAAGAAGGCGCGGCAGCAGCCCUAAGACAGACAUCUUCUCAUUCUGCUUCUCGAGCAGUACCUACAUCAUCCAACCAGCCUUCUACUCUUAAUGCAGCGGCGCUUCCUUCAAGCGCGCCCCCCACAACACAAGCACAUCCUAACUUUACUCACGUCGAACACCCUAUCCUUGCUACUAUUACCCCGCAAACGACAUCAUCCUACACGCAAAUGAUCGAUGCUUGCGUCCCGCAGGGACCAGCUGCCCUUCAGCAAGCGUUGGCUUCCUACCCGACCAUGUUAACAUACCAAUUUCACAUACAAUCGGCCAUUAGUCGUGAACCUAAUGCUAUAGUUCGCUCCCAGCUGAGGCAAGUCGUGCACAAUGCUGUAAACAGAGCACAGCUUGCCCAAAAUCGCAUCAGAGAAUCCGUGCAACAAGCCCUCUCGGCAACUACGACUCCCGGAGAGACGUCAACUCAAUCAUCCAACCAGCAUAAUCCAGCCAGCACUUCCAUAACGGGACAUGUUGCAACUAGCAGUGGUAGUGGCGGUGGUCCUCCUAAUAUUACGCCUCACACCCAGCAUCAGGUUCAACAAGCGCUGCCUCAAGCACAGAUUACCGCACCUCAAUUGGCGGCCCAAAUACAGGGUCAACAACAACACCCCCAUAUUUCACAGGCGGAUACAAGCCCUGCUAGAAUAUUCAAAUUGCAGUUCGACGCCCGACGGAUUAUUUGCUGUAGUCAGACAAGUACCAUCGUGGGUUGGGAUUUUUGCAACGGGGAUCCAGAGCUCGAGGAGGCAUCCGCAUUUUUCGGAACUGUGGAGUAAAAAGGGUGAAAAGGCUGUAUUGUUUACGGGAUAAAUGUGUACAUGACGGAAUGAGUAUGCAGAGCUCGCGUUCAAGUAGCAUCGAUAUAGGAACGUCGGACUAAAUAGAGUAAUAAUGAUAAAAGAAGGAAAAAACA
Molecule: messenger RNA, 3137 nt
Organism: Daldinia caldariorum
Lineage: Eukaryota; Fungi; Ascomycota; Sordariomycetes; Xylariales; Hypoxylaceae
Product: WD40 repeat-like protein
Exons: 3
Coding region: 136-3000 (954 amino acids)
Molecular function (GO): protein binding
Source: RefSeq, a predicted model, not a curated record